AUGUUGGUGGAAAUUUUACAUAACGAAUAUGGAGUCCCCCAUGAAGUUGCGACAGAGAGCGGUGCAAACUUCCUUCGCGCUUUCCGCGCGAGGCCUGACGAUGAAACCUACGCAAUACACGAGUGGCCGGCGCAUCUUUGGCGUAAUUGCUUGCCGAAAAACUAUAGACACAUUGCCAAAAAUAUAUCAGCCGAAUGGUUGAAAUUACGUUUUAAAUAUUUAGCUCUGACUGCUGAUGUGAUACAUCUUUUGGAAUCGUUAAGGGAGGAUUAUCUUCUCGGUCUGAUCACAAACGGGCCAUCUCGAGCCCAGUGGCAGAAGAUUGAGAAGCUGGGACUCCGCAAGUACUUCGACUGUGUGCUGGUCUCCGGGGACCUGCCCUGGGAGAAACCUGACCAGAACAUAUUUCUGGAGGCCUGCAAGUUGCUCAGCGUCGAAGCUCGACACUGCAUCAUGGUUGGGGAUAAACUCGAAACUGAUAUACAGGGUGGAAAGCAAGCAGAUUUGCUGAGCACAGUGUGGAUUCCACUGCACAAAGAUGACUCGGAAUCUGAUCUCCCAGAUUUCACUAUACAAAAUGUAACAGAGUUACCAGAUGUCUUGCCAAAUUCUCCAAAGCUCAAACGUUCAGCUAGUAAAAUCGCUGUUUGUUAA
This is a messenger RNA of Pieris macdunnoughi, 654 nucleotides long. The record is from the annotation of a GenBank genome assembly. Lineage: Eukaryota; Metazoa; Arthropoda; Insecta; Lepidoptera; Pieridae.